AUGGAGACAGAGGAACAAUCGGAGCUCUGCUUUCCACAACUCAUCAACAUCUCCUGCAGGAAGCCCAUGUCUCAUUGGUCUGACGGUGUUCUUUUGAGUGUUCUGCUGUAUAUCAUCUGCGUCUUCACUGUGGUUCUCAACCUCCUGGUCAUCAUCUCUGUCUCCCACUUCAGGCAGCUCCACACUCCCACCAACCUCCUCCUCCUCUCUCUUGCUGCCUCCGACCUUCUAGUUGGCAUCCUGCUGUGGCCUGUCGAGAUCUACUUGAAAACGUCCUGCUGGAUCCUUAGUGAUAUUCUGUGUUCUUUGUAUAAUUUCUCAACUUUCAUAGUAACGUCUGCCUCAUUAGGAAACAUGGUGCUGAUAUCAGCGGACCGCUACGUUGCUAUUUGUGAUCCUCUGCAUUAUAACACCAAAGUCACUGUGAAAAGAGUUCAACUUUGUGUUUGUCUUUGUUGGUUAGUUUCUCUCCUAUACAGCAGCAUCAUUCUGAAGGAUGAGCUAACUCAUCCUGGGAAGUAUAAAUCAUGUCAUGGAGAGUGCAUCAUCUUUAUUGACUAUUAUGCAGGAAUUGUUGACGUUGUUGUGAGCUUCAUCCUUCCUCUCAGCAUCAUCAUCACUCUGUACAUGAGAGUGUUUGUGGUUGCUGUGUCUCAGGCCCGAGCCAUGCGCUCUCAUGUUACAUCAGUCAAAGUACAGCAUUCGGUCACCGUAAGACCAAAGACAUCCGAGUUGAAGGCAGCCAGGACUCUUGGUGUCCUGGUCCUGGUCUUCCUCAUGUGUUUCUGUCCUUAUUACACUGUCAGUCUCACAGGUGACCGCUUGAUAAGUGCCAUAUUUGCAACACAUGUGCUCAAUGUGUACUAUCUCAACUCCUGUUUGAACCCAUUGAUCUAUGCCUGGUUUUAUCCAUGGUUUAGAAAAGCUGUUCGCCACAUUUUCACCCUAGACAUACUGUUGCCUGGCUCCUGGGGUGACAACAUACUGUUGACUAAUUGA
Molecule: messenger RNA, 999 nt
Organism: Nerophis lumbriciformis (worm pipefish)
Lineage: Eukaryota; Metazoa; Chordata; Actinopteri; Syngnathiformes; Syngnathidae
Product: trace amine-associated receptor 1-like
Biological process (GO): G protein-coupled receptor signaling pathway
Cellular component (GO): membrane
Molecular function (GO): trace-amine receptor activity
Source: RefSeq, a predicted model, not a curated record